This is a messenger RNA of Bufo bufo (common toad), 1048 nucleotides long. RefSeq lists its product as uncharacterized. The record is from RefSeq and is a predicted model, not a curated record. Gene Ontology annotation, molecular function: serine hydrolase activity. The transcript has 3 exons. Lineage: Eukaryota; Metazoa; Chordata; Amphibia; Anura; Bufonidae. The coding region runs from base 48 to 1031 and encodes 327 amino acids.
CUCUCUUACUGAAGAACUGCUUGCCAUUAGUGACCGGGUUGCGGGUGAUGAUGACGACGAUACUGGGCAGUAUGAUGUGUGCGCUGCGCCGCACUAUUCACUUCACCACCUCCUACUUCUGGACGCCGUGGACGGGUCGUUUUCUCCAGUAUCAAGCAAGCACGUUACCUGGUGACCUUACUAUGAAAGAAACCUCUGGAUCUGUCCUUCAGAAACAAGCUGUGGCCACCUCAUCGCCUCAACAUGUGAAAAAGUAUUCCAACUCUGUCUCCCUGUACUCCAACCCAGCAGCAUCUGAAAACUGUCAAUCUCCUCGUCCACUGUUACUGUUCCUUCCUUGGCUAGGCUCAAAUGCUCAAUCCUUUGAAAAAUAUAUCCAGCUGUACUUUAAACUGGGCUUUGAUGUGUUAGUGGCAGAGAGCUCACUAUCACACUUUUUGUGGCCCAAGAUAGGUCUGGAACAUGCAGGACGUCUGCUUAAUCUCCUGAUGGACGAGAAGGAUCUUUGCUCCCGUAAACUUUACCUUCAUGCAAUGUCCAUAGGAGGCUACACAUUUGCACAGAUGUUGGUGGGCUCUUCCAAGGAGAAGCGGCAAAUGCUGGACCGGAUUCAUGGUCAAGUGUUUGAUAGUCUUGUGGUUGGCAGCUUGGAAAGAAUGGCAACAGGUGUGGCACGCAUGGUCAGUGUUCCUCUUUUACAGUCCUUGAUCGUACGUGUAACGCUACUUUACUUCUCACUCCUAAAAUCCCAUACUGCAGAUUACUAUGAAAAUGGAAUUGAAGCCUUUUGGGAAAACCCAGUCACCUGUCCUGCCUUGUUCUUCUACUGUAUAAAUGACCCACUGAGUGAUCAUAUUACAGUGGAUAAGCUCCUGCAGUACUGGAAGGAGAAAGGAAUCGAGGUGCAGGGCAAGAAAUGGGAGAAAUCGGUACACGCAGGGCAUCUUCGAAGGCACACACAGGAGUACACAGAUAUCCUGAACAAUUUCAUUAAUGGUCUCGAGGCCGAUGUUCCAAAAAGCAAACUGUAACUGGAGUGAAGAGCAGG